Messenger RNA from Mucor mucedo, 1359 nucleotides. RefSeq lists its product as uncharacterized. NCBI's taxonomy places the organism in Eukaryota, Fungi, Mucoromycota, Mucoromycetes, Mucorales, Mucoraceae. Gene Ontology annotation, cellular component: nucleus. Gene Ontology annotation, molecular function: RNA polymerase II transcription regulatory region sequence-specific DNA binding; DNA-binding transcription factor activity, RNA polymerase II-specific. The transcript is spliced from 2 exons. Bases 154 to 1350 code for a protein of 398 amino acids. Gene Ontology annotation, biological process: regulation of transcription by RNA polymerase II. The record is from RefSeq and is a predicted model, not a curated record.
UGCACAGUUGCACGUCAUGUCAAAAAAAAAGGGCUAAUACAUUUAAAGAACAACAGCCGCAAAGAAAUCAAGGAAGGUGAAAAAUAAAUAAACGCGUUUUUAUAUAGCUUCAUAAACCUCGGAGCUAAAAAAGCUUUUUCUACACUCUCCAAAAUGAAACUGAAGUUUAAAACGCCACUCAACCAGCAAAACUAUGGUGUCCUGACCCGGAAGCCUUGCAACACAGACCCAGGGAACGAAGUCAAAAACAAAAGCUUACCGUUGCAACCUAAUGCUGAUGAACCACCCGCCAUUGACAAUAAUUUACCGCUCAUGAGUAAUAGUUUAUCAGCCAUUGACAAUAGUUUACCGCUCGAGAACAAUAGUUUACCGCUCAUGAACAGUUGCUUGCCACCCAUUGACAGCACCUUAUUGUCCAAUGACAAUAUACUAUCGCCUCUCAAAAAUGUAGUACCACCCAGCAUUAAUAAUAGCCAGCCCAAGGACAGCAGGUUACCCAUGAACGAUAGAGUUCCGCCGACUGACGUAAAUUUACCAAUCAUGACGACCUUCUUGGUAGAUUUGCCCUUGAAUGUUAACAAGAUCGAUGUUGGAGGCCGAACUCAUAUAAUAUUGCCUAGAUUUACAACACAGUCAACAGUCGAAGAAAGAAAAACUCUUUGCAAAAUGAAUAAAACUGUUCGCAAAGAAAUAGCGCAGAAAUUAAGUGACAGGUGUGUUAGAGACGAAAACGAGACAGUAGAGCCACCCGACGUGUCCAAUACCGAUUCUGCGUCGUUAAACGUAUUUAAUCCGCAUAGAUGCCCUGAUAUCACAGACCCAUAUAACUAUUGUUGUGUAUGUGAUCGAACCUACCGAAAUAACAGGACAUACAGAACGCAUUUACAAAAGUUUCAUGGAAUGAAUUUGCCACCUUUAACAUCCUAUACAAAAGUUCAGCCCGAUCCCGAUGACCCAAAUUUCCAUUGUAAAUCAUGUCAGCGCAACUACCGGGGAAGGAAAAACUAUAGGGAUCAUCUGCAGCGUAUUCAUUUCUUGAGAUUACGAGACUGUCGAAUGCCCGAGGUUCACCGUGACAUCGAAAUUGACGUUAACGAUCCAAAGAAUAUCUUUUGCAUCUACUGCAAGACAAAAUACAGUGAUGUAGAUCAUUACCGAAGGCACAUGAAAAAGAUCCAUAAAAAUGGAAGAACAGAGCCUGUAAAAGGAAAAGCUAAAGUCAAUCCACUUAUUGUACCCGAUGUCUAUGAUCCCAAUUUCUAUUGCAAGUCGUGUAAAAUAACCUUAAGAAGAAGAGCUGCUUAUAGAUACCACUUGUUUAUUAUGCAUAACAUCCAAACUUUACAAUAAAUAAAAGUG